AUGUCCGACACAAAGCAGCAAACGCAGCAUGGGGAGCAGGAGCAAGAACAGCAGCAGCAGCAACAGCAGCACCAACCACAACAACAACAACCACAAGGCCUUCCAGAUGAAGCCAUUGCACUCGCCUCCCGCCUCUACAACGGCGCCCGUGCCGGCGACCUCGCCCUCUUCCAGCAGGCCCUGCCCGCCGGUCUGCCCGCCAACUUGGCCAACGAAAAGGGCGACAGUCUGCUCAUGCUCGCUGCCUACUACGGCCACGCCAAUCUCGUGCGUCUGCUGCUCCACCACGGCGCCGACCCGAACCGCCUCAACGACAAGGGCCAGAGCCCGCUGGCCGGCGCCGUCUUCAAGGCCGAGGAUGCCGUGAUUGAGGCUCUGCUCGAAGGCGGUGCCGACCCCGAGUUCGGCUCGCCCACGCCGCUCGAGACCAUUGUCAUGUUCCGCCAGGAGGACAAGUGGCGGGCCGCCUUUGAGGCAGCGCCCGGACGCGGACAGGCAGGGAAGUGA
Sporothrix schenckii 1099-18 is the source of this 507-nucleotide messenger RNA. RefSeq names its product ankyrin. The transcript has a single exon. The record is from RefSeq and is a predicted model, not a curated record. Lineage: Eukaryota; Fungi; Ascomycota; Sordariomycetes; Ophiostomatales; Ophiostomataceae. Bases 1 to 507 code for a protein of 168 amino acids. Gene Ontology annotation, molecular function: protein binding.